AUGGUUCUCAGCACCGUCGCCUUCGACAUUUCGUCGGCCUGCAUUUGCGGCACCCUCAUCCUGACCCGGUGUCUAUACCGUCUCUUCUUCACAUGCAAGGUCCAUCCCACCUGCCACCGGAGAUGGCGUGUCGACGACGCAUACAUGGCGUUUGCCAUUAUUCCUCUCGUGGCCCGGACGGCGACGAUUUCCACGUCUUUCAAGCUCAACCCUGAUCAGCUCACGACGCCCGUGACGAUGGAGGAGGCCCAGCAGGCUAACAUGAGCGUGGAAGACCUGACGGCGGACCGGAUCUUGUCCAGGCAGCUGCUCUUGCCCGCGCGCAUUUUCUAUGCUUUAUUCUUGUGGUGUCUUAAGCUCUGCCUGCUUUCCUUCUACACACGAUUCGUGGACCCGCUGGAAUGGGGGAAGAAGGUCAUCACGACCUUGAGAUGGGUGAUUUGUCUCACAUUCAUCGCCGUCCUCAUCUCCACAGUGGCAGAAUGUCACCCUCUCCAAUUCCGAGCGCUGGUGAACCUGCUCGUAAUGGCUGUUUUCAACAUUAUUACCGACAUCGCCCUCAUCAUCCUUCCCUUUCCUAUGCUCCGCAACGUCAGACUGGAUCGAAAAUCCAAAAUCCAGCUUUCCUUUCUAUUCGGCAUCGGCUUCGUCGUCGUUGUCAUCACCAUCCUGCGCAUCCCUCUCAUCCUUAUCAACUCCGUCUCGCAACAAUCACGUUCAUUGUGGGCAUCCAUCGAAACUCUCUGCGCAUGUAUAGUAGCCAACACGGCCUUCUUCUACACCCUGGUCAAGGACCUCCAGGGCCGACACAGCCAUUCUAAGAGCAGCUCCAACCACGUUGUGGGCGGCAACUUUUAUCUACAGAGCCUACCAUCGUCAUCGGGAUAUCCCGAUGGCUCUGAACGUCCGAAGACGGCGGACGAGGGCAGGCAGCCAAGGCUACAACCGAUGGUGUAG
This is a messenger RNA of Clonostachys solani, 957 nucleotides long. The record is from the annotation of a GenBank genome assembly. NCBI's taxonomy places the organism in Eukaryota, Fungi, Ascomycota, Sordariomycetes, Hypocreales, Bionectriaceae.